GUUGGUUAUCAAAAUUUCGCUAUUUAACGUGAUGGUAAUAGUUAAACAACUACAAUUAACAAAAAUAUACAUAUCUUGAGAGCACAGCUUAACACAGGAAUUGUUAUUCGUACCAAUUAAUUUAGAAUGACUUCAGAAACGAAGCAAAUUUCACCUGUUUCCGAAGAAAAUAUUAAGUCGGCGGAAAAGUAUAAAACCGAUGCCAAUGAAUACUUCAAGAAGCAAGAUUUCAACAAUGCAAUAGAUCUGUACACCAAAGCAAUCGAGGCGAAUCCCGAUGUAGCCGUUUACUACGCCAAUCGCAGCUUUGCCUAUCUUAAAACGGAAUGUUUCGGAUAUGCCCUGGCCGAUGCCUCGCGUUCCGUGGAGCUGGACAAGGCCUACGUGAAGGGGUAUUACAGGAGAGCCGCUGCCCUUAUGUCUUUAGGAAAGUUCAAGGAGGCUCUAAAGGAUUUCGAAUAUGUAACUAAAGUCAGACCCAGUGAUAAAGAUGCGAAGACCAAAUACACUGAAUGCAACAAAAUAGUUAAGAAAUUGGCUUUCGAAAGGGCUAUUGCUGUGGAAGACAAUAUGAAAAAUAUAGCUGAUACCAUUAAUAUUGAUGCUAUGACCAUAGAAAAUGAAUACUCAGGCCCUGAACUUGAAGAUGGUAAAGUUACCCUUAAAUUCAUGAAAGAUUUAAUGGAAUUGUACAAGAAGCAAGGGAAAUUACAUAGAAAAUACGCCUAUAAGAUUUUGUUAGAUAUAAAAGCGUACUUCAUGAAACAACCGACUUUAGUAGACAUACCCAUCGGAGACGAUGAUAAAUUCACGGUAUGCGGAGACAUCCACGGUCAAUUCUACGAUUUAAUGAACAUAUUCGAACUCAACGGACUUCCAUCGGAAACCAACCCGUACCUAUUCAACGGCGACUUCGUCGAUCGAGGAUCCUUCUCCGUUGAAUGCAUUUUCACGUUGUUCGGCUUCAAAUUGCUCUUUCCCAAUCACUUUUUCAUGUCCAGAGGCAAUCACGAAAGCGCCACAAUGAACCAAAUGUACGGCUUCGACGGCGAAGUCAAAUCCAAGUAUACCGCUCAAAUGGCCGAACUCUUCACUGAAGUCUACAAUUGGUUACCCUUAGCUCAUUGUUUGAAUAAGAGAGUAUUGGUUAUGCAUGGAGGUCUGUUCGGAUCUGAUACGGUAACAUUGGACGAUAUUAGGAAAAUCGAGAGGAACCGACAGCCGCCCGAAGAUGGGCCGAUGUGCGAGCUCCUGUGGUCGGAUCCCCAGCCUCAGAACGGGCGAGCUCCGAGCAAGCGGGGCGUAGGAUGUCAAUUCGGUCCGGACGUGACCAGGACGUUUUUGGACCUCAACAAGCUCGAUUAUAUCAUAAGAAGUCACGAGGUGAAAAACGACGGGUACGAAGUUGCCCACAAUGGGCUGUGCAUUACAGUAUUUUCUGCUCCUAACUAUUGUGAUACUAUGGGUAAUAAGGGUGCAUUUAUUAUCCUUAAGGGGAAGGAUAUGUUACCGAAAUUCACGACCUACGAAGCUGUGCCACAUCCAAAUGUAAAGCCGAUGGCAUACGCGAAUUCGCUGAUGAGCCUCUUGUGCUAGUACCUGCUCUUGUAGUAAAAUUUUUUAGAUUACAUUUUUUUGUUUUAGUAAUUUUUUCAAUAAGUUAAAGGAUGAUAGGCGUUUUAUCGAUAAGUAAUUGCUUUAAAUUUACCUUAUCCUGCGAGUUUGAUGAAUUAAGAUGUAUGUUUCAUUGUUAACAGUUCGUUUGCUUUUUUUAUACAGACUUAAAAUCGAUUCGUAGCCUUAUUUCAAUAAAGUGUUUAUUUAUUUAAAGUUUUUGUUGGUUAAUAACGUAUUCAACAACGCAAUAGAUAAUUACUGCCCUUUAGCCUUUUUCGAUUAAGAAAUGUAUAACUUUCAUUCAAGCCCCGAAAUCGUUCAAUUUUAU
Phyllotreta striolata is the source of this 1945-nucleotide messenger RNA. The record is from the annotation of a GenBank genome assembly. NCBI's taxonomy places the organism in Eukaryota, Metazoa, Arthropoda, Insecta, Coleoptera, Chrysomelidae.